AGGCCAUGACGCCGAAAAGGGUAGGCGUUAGGACCUGGGAGGACAACCAUGCUACAGAAGCAUUGCAGACAGAACGACUGGGAGGUGUAGUGGAAGAAAGGCAAGAGAAACGGAGUAAAUGAAAACACUUUUACCGAGAUUAUUGUGGGAUUUAUCUGCCAUAUAAAUAACCGAAACAGUCCUCAGCAAUGUUCCGGAGUCACUUCUGAACCCUUGUCCAGGUCACCUGUGAGAGAAGAAGACUCCUGUUGGCCCCCGGCCGGUUUCGAAAGGACACUUUGGGGGGCAUCGGGGCAGCAGCAGCAGCAGUUCCCCAUCUCGGACCCCUGGAUAGACUGCCUCUCUGCCGCGGCUCGCCAGCAUGACGGACGGUGAUGGGGUGAUCGUCAAGGAGGGAUGGCUGCACAAAAGAGGAGAGUACAUCAAGACUUGGCGGCCGAGGUAUUUCCUGCUGAAGAGUGACGGUACGUUCAUCGGCUACAAGGAGCGGCCGCAGGAUGUGGACCAGCUGGAGACGCCUCUGAAUAACUUCUCUGUGGGCCAAUGCCAGCUGAUGAAGACGGAGAGGCCCAAGCCCAACACAUUUAUUAUCCGCUGCCUGCAGUGGACCACUGUCAUCGAGCGCACAUUCCACGUGGAGACUCCUGAGGAGAGGGAGGAGUGGACGAAGGCUAUCCAGACCGUGGCAGAUGGCCUCCAGAAACAGGAGGAGGAGAUGAUGGAGUCCGAGCCCGACCCCAUGGACAUGGAGAUGUACCUGACCAAACCCCGCCUCAAAGUGACUAUGCAUGACUUUGAAUACCUCAAGCUCCUGGGCAAAGGCACUUUUGGCAAAGUGAUCCUGGUGAAGGAGAAGGCUACGGGGAAGUACUACGCCAUGAAGAUCCUCAAGAAGGAGGUCAUCGUGGCCAAAGAUGAAGUGGCACACACUCUCACAGAGAACAGAGUGCUCCAGAACUCCAAGCACCCGUUCUUGACGGGCCUGAAGUACUCCUUCCAGACCCACGACCGCCUGUGUUUCGUCAUGGAGUACGCAAACGGAGGCGAGCUUUUCUUCCACCUCUCUCGAGAACGCGUGUUCUCCGAGGAGCGGGCCCGGUUCUACGGGGCAGAGAUCGUCUCGGCACUGGACUACCUGCACGCUGAGAGGAACGUGGUCUACAGGGACCUGAAGCUGGAAAACCUGAUGCUGGAUAAAGACGGCCAUGUCAAGAUCACUGACUUCGGCCUGUGCAAAGAGGGCAUCACGGACGGCGCCACCAUGAAGACGUUCUGUGGAACGCCCGAGUACCUGGCCCCCGAGGUGCUGGAGGAUAAUGACUAUGGCCGUGCGGUUGACUGGUGGGGUCUGGGCGUGGUCAUGUACGAGAUGAUGUGCGGCCGAUUGCCCUUCUACAACCAGGACCACGAGAAGCUGUUUGAGCUCAUCCUGAUGGAAGACAUCCGCUUCCCACGCACCCUCUCUCCCGAGGCCAAGUCCCUCCUCUCCGGCCUGCUCAAGAAGGACCCCAAACAGAGGUUAGGAGGUGGACCUGAUGACGCCAAGGAGAUCAUGCAGCACAAAUUCUUUGCUGGCAUUGUGUGGCUCGACGUCUACGAAAAGAAACUGGUCCCGCCUUUCAAGCCCCAGGUAACCUCCGAAACGGACACACGGUAUUUUGACGAGGAGUUCACUGCACAGACCAUCACUAUCACGCCACCUGGACAAGAUGACAACAUGGAGUCUUUUGACAGCGAACGGAGACCCCACUUUCCCCAGUUCUCCUACUCUGCAAGUGGAACCGCCUAGAUGUUCCUCCCCGCGUUCCUCUGCGUUCCCCGGCGGUUCCGUUCCCAGCCAUCCCAGCAGACUGCACGCUCCAAGACUGUGGCAUGUUCAGCACCUCUCCUCACGUUCGGCACCUCUCCCGUCUUCUUUCUUCUUCCUCUCUUUUCUACAUUCUAUUCCCACACGAGUCUCCGAUUGUGUUCUAGUACAGACACCUCCCUCUGUGUUGAAAGAGAAGACCUUACCUGAGGAGAAGAUGCGAAAGAAACAAGACAAAAGAAAAACAGAACAAAUAACUUUGGUUGUUUUUGUGGCCUUAGAAAAAAAAUGUUUCUCAUGUCUUUUCCAAGGAUGCAAGAGAGGUUACACUACAUUGCGUUUCCAACAUGAAUUGCCAUAGUCAGACAAUCCUAAUUUACAUUAAAAAGCAGCUAACGGGAUGAUUACUGUGCAACAGUCGUGUAGGAGACAUGCUGAAAGAGAACACAUGCUAAAUGUCAGGGGAAGAGGUGAAAUUAGAUUUUCUGUCUGAAUUCAACUAGAAUGAAAGGACUUAAAACAAACAAGAAAAUAUGGCUAUGGACCAGUCAUGACUUCAAUCUUGAGAAUUCCUCCUUUUCCCUUAAAGCUCCCAAAAAAAUGAAGUGUCUGAAAGGGUUCUAUUUUGGGCUGUUACCCUAAAAAUAAAAAAGUCUCGAGUGGAAAUCUUACUGUGGAGAACUCUGUCAGUAUGACGCAUGUCUCCAUUCCAUUCACUGAGAUUGUAUAUCCCCUGUCCUACUUUGAAGAUGUAUCCCUUAUAUCUCAAGUCCAAUCAAAGAUGUAUAAAAAACUGACCUGAAAUAGAGCAUACAUUGAUAUAGAUGAGGCUGUGUGUAUCAUUUAGCCUCAACAGUGUCCAAUCCACCUCAAAAGACCUCUGCUACACCACUUAGUAAUGUGCAAUACAGCAGCAGACUACGCAAGGAAUCAUGACACCAGUAGAAUGACCUAAUACGAAAUACUAUACCAAUGCUGUCCAUUAUGAAAUGACUGGGUCCAGUCAUUAAGAACAUCACUUAAAAACUGGGACCAAGUGUUUGGGACCAACUCACAGAAAUUGGUCUUUUGAUUAAUAUAACAAUACAAUAGCAUUCAAGACUCUUUUCCUGGACCUAACCAACACCCACCACCCACCACACCCCAAACACACUCAUGCGCACACACACACUCACACGUCUCAGAAUUCAGUGCUUGUGUGUUUUUGUUUUCCUCUUUAACUUUGGUCUCCCCUAACAAAUGCUCUCGAGAUCUCACACAACUGACUGUUCAGGUACUUUUCUGGAUUUCUUUCUCUCUCUCUCUCUCUCUCUCUCUCUCUCUCUUUCUCUCUCGCGCUCUCUCUCUCUUUCUCUCUCUCCCUCUCUUUCUUUCCCUUUCUCUCUCCUUCUUAACCGGGGUUUUCCAGUAUUGGGACACCAGGGUCCCAGUGCCUUCACCACAGCCUCAAUGAGGUCACCAUUAUCGCACACACUCCUGUUUCUCUCUCUCUCUCUCUCUCUCUCUCAGAGACAAACUGGCUUUUGGUUCAGGGGAGACACAUUCACGUCGAGUCACGACUCAUGCCUUCAAUCUCACCUACAGCAAGAGGACCUCCACAUUUCUUUAAAACGUUUCCGUUGUUCUUAUUUAUAUGACAGCAGCAAUGGGUGGGAAGGGGGAGGUGGACCGUGCCCUAGACAUGCACUUUGCAUUCUCCACCCGCCCCUGAUUAAAAAAAAAAAUGUUUAAUGCAUUUGUACACUUCUCUGUACAUUGUUACGCUUUGUCGUUGAAGGCAAUUUACUCCGCAUUUCUUUAAGUGUCGAUUGAAAUUGGGUGUAAAUACCGCACAAAUUAUUAUUAUUUCUUUUUUCUUUUUUUUACAGCAAUUGAAAUGCAAUGCAACAUCUGAUGUACCCAUGUACAGAUAAGUGUAUCUGUAGCUAAAGAUUUGUGGAAAAGCUUUUGAAUAUGCCUUUUUUUUUUUUUUAAGAAAAACAAACAAAACACAGUGCUCUGAUCAGUGUUCAGAUUAAAAACGGCAAAUUUCAAUACAUAACUCAUUCAAUGUACUCUAAUGAAUGUAAUGGCUUUUAACUUUUUUUAUUUCUAUUGACUUCAAUUCCUACUUUGUAAGCAAUGUUCACAUUUUAGUUCUGAUUGUCUUCUAUGCAUAUGCACACUCUGCCUUUCCCGUCACCUUUUUGAAAAUAGGGAGAAGUUUUACAUUUUUUUUAUUUUUAUGAUUUAUAUUUGUUACUCUCAACCCUUCCCUUAAAUUGAAGACACCAGCUUUAGUAACGAAUAAUAUAAACUUUGUACACACUGUUCGGCUGUUUUUACGGUUUAGAAUGUUUUCCUUGGAAUUGAUCAAAUAAACAGUUUGACUAAA
This is a messenger RNA of Clupea harengus (Atlantic herring), 4181 nucleotides long. RefSeq names its product AKT serine/threonine kinase 1 (gene akt1). NCBI's taxonomy places the organism in Eukaryota, Metazoa, Chordata, Actinopteri, Clupeiformes, Clupeidae. The record is from RefSeq and is a predicted model, not a curated record. Gene Ontology annotation, biological process: protein phosphorylation. Gene Ontology annotation, molecular function: protein serine/threonine kinase activity; ATP binding.